CUGAGGAGCAAGGAUACUCAGCCUGAAGAACUGUCGAGAAAGACACACACGGGAGGGAUUUCUUCACAUUUAUACAGUCACACAGAAGCAGCCUGAUGCUGGCGGAGGGCAGACAGACGCCGGUGGCAGCCGCCGCCGUUGUGCACGGUCCCGGCGGGGAGGAGCGCACGGAGUCGUGCCCGCGCAGCACCUUGCUCGACCAAAGCCGGCGGCACCGGACAGCGUUUACGCGAGAGCAGCUGUCCCGGCUGGAGCAGGAGUAUGGCAAGGAGAGCUACGUGUCCAGACCCCGGCGCUGCGAACUGGCCACAGCUCUCAACUUACCGGAGACAACAAUAAAGGUGUGGUUUCAGAACAGGAGGAUGAAGGACAAACGGCAGAGACACUCUUUGCCGUGGCCUCACCCUCUUGUCGACCCUCUGGGGGCGCUCCUGAUGGGCCGUGCCUCUCCUUCCUCCACCUUGCCGUACCCCUUUAUCCCACCCCACCUGCCACACCUCCCUCUCCACCACCACUACCCCCUGGCUCUCUCCUCACCGGCAUCCUCAGCUCACAGCCGCUACAGUGCACCUAUGAGGACCCUGGAUGCACUCCGCCUCUCCCAGUACCACAACCGACCAGGAGGGCUGCCUCCAACCACAGCAGCCCUCUACCCCUCCACCAGCAUCAUGCACCAUCCCGCCUCAUGUCCCUGCCCCCUCUGUCUGCACUGGGGACCAGAACAACUGCUGAAAGCCAGAGGGGAGACACUGGGACUGAGUCAGCCCCAUAGUCCUAAGGCCAACAUACAGUCUGCCAGUCUGGAGCGGAGAGAGGAGAUGGUGUAAAACCAUCAAACAAAAUCUGAUUUGCCACACUAUCCAAGGCUGUCAAACUGCUGUCACAUAAGCUGCUGCAGGCAAAUAGCAGUAUGCUCACUGUGAAUUCUGUUAAUGCUAUUAAAGAUGGACAUGGUGGAGCUUGUCAAGUUGCAAUACACUUACUGAGUUUCACCAACUAGAAACAGGAAAUGUAUGUCUUAUCUAAAACAAUGCCAGUCACAUUACCCUGCUGAUUAACUGGAGCCGAAUGUUUUUUAGGAGACACAAAAUUGCUGUGCAAUUAUUUCAACACAUUUAGUUGGUCUCCCUGAAAUGAAACCUUUCAGUGGCAUGCCCAGCAGGCCAAAGUCAAUUUUAUUUUGAGCACACUGCCAGCCUGAAGAUGCAUUCAGAUUCAACACAGAGCAAAUACCUGCUUAAUUUUCAUGACUUUGACCACUACAGUCUAGGCACAGUCUAUGUUUACUUGUCCAAAAAAUCAAUCUACCAACACUGCAAAUGUUAGCAGCUCAGAUUUUUUUUGUGCAUUCAUAAAAAGGCAUCAUACAGCCUGGGUUUGAGCAAAGUUAUAACUCCAGUUGAAAUAUUUUCAUCUCACACAAAUUCCACUUCGAUUCAUGUGUAACACCUUUUCUUUUGACUUUGCAGCUAAGAAAAGCUUUGCUUUCAGUCUGACCAUUCCUUGACUAACCUAAAGAAUAAAGAGUCUGCAAACUUCCAGCUGAUGUUAAAGGAAUACUUCAACCCCAAAUGACUAUUUUAUCAGUUACUUACCCCAUGAACUGUGAAGAAAACAUUGUUUUUCUCGCAUGCCUUCAAUGAACAAAGACUCCAAAAACAGAGGUAACUAUUGAUGAAUUGAAGUAAUAGGGAACCACUGUAACAAACAGCAAAACUAUAUCAAAACAUUUGUUUACAAACUCUCACACAACAGGUACAAUAUAUCCGAUUGGCAUUUAUCCAUUCAUAUGCUACCUCCCAAACAGACAGCCCUUUUUGAAAACUGAAUGAAAAGGGAAAUGUUAUCUUUCUCUCUUCAAAGCCUGACUUCAUUAACCAAAACAGUAAUUAUGCUUGCUGAAGACAGGGCUGUACAAGAUGCAUAUAUUUUUUUAGCGCAAGCUCGGGUAAAAGGUUUUUCCACAAUUUUAAGUUAUUACUCUUUAAAAAUAGUAAAUAGUUUUCUGGAAAUAAUUUUUUCUUUGUUUCUAUUCUACAAAAAUCAAUA
Epinephelus fuscoguttatus (brown-marbled grouper) is the source of this 2049-nucleotide messenger RNA. RefSeq names its product even-skipped-like1 (gene eve1). The record is from RefSeq and is a predicted model, not a curated record. NCBI's taxonomy places the organism in Eukaryota, Metazoa, Chordata, Actinopteri, Perciformes, Serranidae. Gene Ontology annotation, cellular component: nucleus. The transcript is spliced from 3 exons. Gene Ontology annotation, molecular function: DNA-binding transcription factor activity, RNA polymerase II-specific; RNA polymerase II cis-regulatory region sequence-specific DNA binding. Bases 96 to 827 code for a protein of 243 amino acids. Gene Ontology annotation, biological process: regulation of transcription by RNA polymerase II.